Columba livia (rock pigeon) is the source of this 951-nucleotide messenger RNA. It is a transcript of the gene JAGN1, whose product is annotated as jagunal homolog 1. NCBI's taxonomy places the organism in Eukaryota, Metazoa, Chordata, Aves, Columbiformes, Columbidae. The record is from RefSeq and is a predicted model, not a curated record. Gene Ontology annotation, cellular component: endoplasmic reticulum membrane. The transcript is spliced from 3 exons. Gene Ontology annotation, biological process: endoplasmic reticulum organization; granulocyte colony-stimulating factor signaling pathway; vesicle-mediated transport. Bases 159 to 710 code for a protein of 183 amino acids.
GCCACCACCCCGCCGCGACCAUAGAGAUGAGCCUCCGGGCGCGCAGAGCGGCCGAGUAUGCAUUCAGAACGGGCGGCCGCGGCCAUAGAUAAGGCGGAAGUGCGGGCAGAGCGUCCCGUUGGCAGGUGGGCUGCGCCAAGGCAGCUCGUGUCGGCGCUAUGGCCUCCCGCGGGGGUCCCCGCGCCGCCGGCACCGAUGGCAGCGACUUUCAGCACCGGGAGCGCGUGGCCUCGCACUACCAGAUGAGCGUGGCGCUCAAGUCGGAGAUCAAGAAACUGAUCUACACACACGUGGGCAUCUGGCUGCUGCUGUUGGCCCAGAUGUGCGUGGGGCACCUCAAGCUGCUGCCCCACGACCAGGUGGCCAUGCCCUACCAGUGGGAGUACCCCUACCUGCUCAGCAUCCUGCCCUCCCUUCUGGGCCUCCUCUCCUUCCCUCGCAACAACAUCAGCUACCUGGUGCUCUCCAUGAUCAGCACCGGCCUCUUCUCCGUGGCUCCCCUCAUUUACGGGGCCAUGGAGAUGUUCCCCAUGGCGCAGCAGCUCUACCGGCAUGGCAAAGCUUACCGCUUCAUCUUCGGCUUCUCGGCCGUCUCUGUCAUGUACCUGGUGGUGGUGGUGGCCGCCCAGGUGCAUGGCUGGCAGCUCUACUACAGCAAGAAGCUGCUGGACUCCUGGUUCACCAGCACGCAGGAGAAGAAGAAGAAAUAAGCAGGGAAUGGGUGGGCUCUGUGAAGGGCUGGAGCUCCGCAGCCGGGCCCCGUGGGGCCGCGCUGGCGCAGCUCCGGUGGGUGAGGGUCCACGGGGACCAACGUCCGUGUCUGAGCCGCGCCACGGCUCUGUGCUCGCAUGCCGGAGGGUGCGGGGGACUCCCGGGCCGUGGGGAGACCCUGCUGCCCACCCCGCCUUGCUCUGUGUGUCGCUCUAUGGAAAUAAAGCUCCCUCCACGCUC